UUAAUGGAUGACGAGCUGGAGGAUAAAGUUUUCUAUCAAACCUACGUUUCACACAUGAAGAUAUUAUCGAAAUUUGCAGUGGGCUUUUCGUCCCUUAACUCACCAUUGGCAUAUUUCUGGAAAUUGUGUCGUCUCUAUGUUUUUCGCCCGGAGGUGAUAUUCUGUGGUGUACUCUUAUUUUUUUUACUUAUCUAUUUACAAGCUGUCGAUACAUGGUCACGUGGCCUACUGGGACGUAUACAGGCGACAUUAAGCGGUCGUCAAAAAUCGAAUCGUCUAAAAUUGCUGGAAGCCUCAGGCCAAGGUGAUCAUCAGUCAUGGGAAGCAAUACGCAGUCAGAGUUCAGCAUAUGCGAUAUUGGGACGAAGACCACGCAUGGAAGAUCGUUUUAUUUUGGAAGAGAAUAUCAACAACAAUACAGGCAUUUCAUUCUUUGCCGUAUUUGAUGGACAUGGCGGUGAAUUUGCCGCCGAUUUUGCCAAAGACAUUUUGGUUAAGAAUAUCUACAACAAAGUUAUAGAAACAACAAAACUAUUGAAUGCCCAAAAAUUAGAACAGAAACAUUUGUCAGCCGCAAAUGCCGCCGACGUGGACAAGGAUUAUGUGGAAUACGAUGCCAGUCCGUAUUUAAAACGUAGGGCCAGCCGCAAUGAUGGUGGUGACAAUAAAGAAAAUGAACCAAUAGUUAGACGUCGUGAUAGUUUACGAAAAACAACGAGUGUAAAUGAUGAUUGCACAUCUCGCAAAACGACUGGCGAUAAAAAAGACCCAUCCGAUGUUUUCACCAUGCAAUUGAAUUCUCUGUUGCGCGGUGUCGGCGGAAGCACUAAGAAUAGCUUUUUCAACAACAAUAACAAAGACUCGAAUUUAGGUGAAGAUGCUGGUGGUGGUCCACCACAACAAUUUGAUGCCAGUUGUUAUGUGGAAAAUGGCAAAAUUAAUUUUGGUAAAUUAAUAACAGACGAAGUUUUGGCAGCCGAUCAUAAAUUGGUGGAGGCCGCUAAGAAAACGACAAAUAUUGCCGGUACCACAGCUUUAAUAGCCAUCAUACAUGGCAGUCGUUUAAUAGUGGCCAAUGUUGGUGAUUCCCGUGGUGUUAUGUGUAAUGCCCGAGGUGUGGCCAUACCAUUGUCAUUUGAUCAUAAACCGCAACAGGUAAGAGAACGCAAACGCAUUCACGAUGCCGGUGGUUUUAUAGCCUUCAGAGGUGUGUGGCGUGUAGCUGGCAUUUUGGCAACAUCACGGGCCCUGGGUGAUUAUCCCUUAAAAGACAAAAAUCUAGUCAUAGCUAAUCCUGAUAUUUUAACUUUCGACUUAAAUGAUCAUAAACCCUCAUUUCUGAUUUUGGCAUCGGAUGGUCUAUGGGACACAUUUACCAAUGAGGAGGCAUGCUCAUACAUCAAAGAACACCUUCAUGAACCAGAUUUCGGAGCGAAAUCAUUAGCUCUACAAUCGUAUAAUCGUGGUUCCGUUGACAAUAUUACUGUGCUAGUGAUAAUCUUUAAGAAUGGCAUGUACCGAAUUGGUUCCUCGUCAUCAUCAUCAUCAUCGUCGUCUGCAACACAAAACAACAAAGCAGCUUCGUCGUCGGCAUCAGCAGCUGCAAGUCAAGUAGUAAAUAAGCAUCUAAAUGAACCCAACGCGAAAUCUGCAGCAUCACUUAUUGGCAAUACCAAUUUAAAUCGUUCAAAUAGUGGUCGUGCGAAAUAG
Musca vetustissima is the source of this 1710-nucleotide messenger RNA. Its product is annotated as protein phosphatase 1L. The coding region runs from base 4 to 1710 and encodes 568 amino acids. NCBI's taxonomy places the organism in Eukaryota, Metazoa, Arthropoda, Insecta, Diptera, Muscidae. The record is from RefSeq and is a predicted model, not a curated record. Gene Ontology annotation, biological process: protein dephosphorylation. The transcript has 6 exons. Gene Ontology annotation, molecular function: cation binding; protein serine/threonine phosphatase activity.